Molecule: messenger RNA, 635 nt
Organism: Cucurbita pepo subsp. pepo (vegetable marrow)
Lineage: Eukaryota; Viridiplantae; Streptophyta; Magnoliopsida; Cucurbitales; Cucurbitaceae
Product: chaperone protein dnaJ-like protein
Source: RefSeq, a predicted model, not a curated record
UUCCCCAUUUCCUCUCCUUCUUCUUCUUCUAUCUCUCAUUUCUCUCUCUCUCUCUCUCUCUCUCUCCCUCAACCAUGGUUCCGGUCGUCCUCACCCAACUCGCCACCGGCCUCAGCGUCCUCGCCGGCGCCGUCCUCGUCAAAUCCGUGAUGGACAAACCCAUGGCCGGCUCUUUCCCCCGCUGCCCCUCCUGCAACGGCACCGGUCGAGUCCCCUGCCUCUGCUCCCGCUGGUCCGACCGCGACAUCGGCUGCCGUACCUGCUCAGGCUCUGGCCGCAUGUUCUGCAGCAGCUGCGGUGGCUCUGGCACCGGCCGCCCCAUCCCCGCCCAAAUCUCCGUCCGCCGUACCAAUUAUCCCCCCUCCUCCUCCUGAUUCCCAAUUCCCCCCCUCCCCCCUCCGUCACUACUGUAAUAUUCUCUCUUCCCACCAUUAAUUAUUAGUUCACACAAACAAUAGCGUCUGUAAUUUCUCUCUCUCUCCCUCUCUCUCCGCAAGAUUAUCACCGGCGAUUACAGAGAGAGAGAGAGACGGAGAGAGAACUCUGAAAAUUGGAGUUGUUGAGAUUCACAACGAGCGAGCCAUUCGCGACUCAAUUCAGAUUCGUAUAGAAAUCCUUACUUUUCUUUAUACUAA